GCUCGCAAAAGAGUGUUUGCACUGGGCAUUGAAUUCAUCUAUAUUCGUAAAAAGUUGAACAAAGUUGAGUGGUUUCCGCUAACGACAUAUCUACAUUCAUCAAGUUCUUGCGUGAUACAUCUUUACUCGUAGUUUAUUCUGGCUAGCUAUCAUGUUGUGCCAUAGAGACCAGCCUGAGGCCCCGGCCUGGUUGAACGACGAGUUCUUCCGUGAUGUGAUGCGCGAAUCAAAUAACGAUUCGUCGAUCGAGCUGACCAGUGCCUGCAUUUUACGUCCUGGUACGAGCAAAAAAGAUCACUAUGGUAGUGUAAUGUUCCGGACCACCGUCACGUAUCAAUCAAAGCGCUUAGAUGAGGAAAAGUUCGUUGAUAUUAUCAUGAAAACAAAGCCUGAAGCAGACGGAUUGAUGAAAGAUCUGCUAGACGACGAUGGAUUGUUUGUGGUAGAAAUCGAGAUGUACAGCAAGGUUCUACCAGAAGUGACACGUUUGUUGAAGGAAAUAGGAGAGGAGUAUAAGUAUCCUCGAUACAUCUAUGGUACGCUAAAGCCGCACACUAUCCUUAUUUUGGAGGAUAUUAGUGGUCAAGGAUGGGUCGAGGGUGAUCUUAUCAACACGCUGGACGACAUGAAGCCGAUAGUGAAAAAUGUAGCCAUGCUCCAUGCAGCGUCCGUGAUCCUGGAAAGCUUUGAUACUACAGUUGUGACCAAAUUUCGUCAUACGAUGGCUCAUAAGUUUUUGGGCUUAGAAGGAUUAGUUAGAAAAGGGUUUGGAGAUUUGAUGCAGCUUACAGAGCUGUAUCCGGAAUUUGCGCAAUUUGCCAAGCCUCUAGUGAAGUUUCAGCAAAACCUGCGAGAUUUUUUUGACAGCAUUUUUAAGCCAACGAAAUCGAUACAAAGCGUAUUAAUACAUGGCGAUUGCCAUACAAAGAAUCUGCUCCAUCAGCUUGACGCUCACGGACGACAUACUGAAACCAUCUUACUUGAUUAUCAGAUCUGCUGCUGGACCUCACCGGCCAUUGAUUUGUACUAUAUGCUGGAUCUAAUACCAACGCAAGAAAUUAAGGACAAUUAUCGCUCUGAGUUGGUCUAUUUGUAUCAUCAACAGUACAGCAAUCUAUUGAAACGGCUGGGAUUUAAAAGAAAUAUACCAUCCCUACAAGACUUGAACAUAGAACUAAUACGAUGUGCUGGACUUGAGCUGUUCCACUAUGCGGCUUUUAUGUCAUACCGGUUCAUGGAUCAAUGUGCGAUCGAUGUUGAGGCAUUACUAAAGGGUGAACUAGAACAUCCUGUGACGAAAAAUGAAGAGUACAAGAAGAUUAUGCAUACCGAGCUAACACGAUUGCUUCACCAAGGAACUUUAACAAACGACUAAUUCUACUUUGUGUUGUUUUGCAUAGAUUUAUCGAUUUAUCGGAUUCUGUUUUUGAUAUAUGUUUGAUCAUAUAGGAAAACCUUUUAGAAAUUGCACUGUAGUGUUGGCAAAUGAAAUACUGAAAUUACAAUAUUACACGCAUGUGCUUCUUUAUAACUGCUGCUUGUAUGGAUGAAACUUAACGAAAUAAAUUGGUCGAGUAAAAAUAGAA
This is a messenger RNA of Anopheles arabiensis, 1586 nucleotides long. RefSeq lists its product as uncharacterized. The transcript has 4 exons. The coding region runs from base 152 to 1375 and encodes 407 amino acids. The record is from RefSeq and is a predicted model, not a curated record. Lineage: Eukaryota; Metazoa; Arthropoda; Insecta; Diptera; Culicidae.